Molecule: messenger RNA, 1174 nt
Organism: Leptomonas pyrrhocoris
Lineage: Eukaryota; Euglenozoa; Kinetoplastea; Trypanosomatida; Trypanosomatidae
Exons: 1
Coding region: 77-1174 (365 amino acids)
Source: RefSeq, a predicted model, not a curated record
AGUACAACAGCGAUCUUCUUUUAGUAUUCCUGCCACGAAACACGCAAGCGUGGCUAUCAAAAAAACAAAAGAAAAAAUGUCGAGCCCCGCUGCUGCCGCUACGAAGGAAGACCGCCAUGCCGCCUCUCACGAUGUCGCCCCCACCACGCCACACGCAGCGCCGCCUUCCAAGAAGGUAAAGCCGCCCCGCAAGAAGCCUGCCAAGUCCGCUGGAGUGGAAGCGAAAGCGGCGUCUGCCACCGAUGCUGAGAGCGCCACGCAACAGCAGCAGCAGAAGCAACGGGACAAGGAGUUCGUGUCGCACAAGUCGCACAUCCUGGCCAACCUGCAGAGCAACGCCUGCGACCUCAGCCCCAAAGGCAGCGUCGACGCCAAGUGUCUCCCCGUGAUGGGUCUUCUGAACACGCAGCCGGACUACAUCACCACAAGCAGCUGCAGCGGCCGAAUUGCUCUUUUUCACAGCAUUGGUCCGCAUGACGGGUCGGCGGAGAUCCGUGAAGGGAAGGAUGACGGGGACGUCGACCCAUCGCCGACGCCGACGUCGCGCAUGAAGCGUGGGGAGGGGGCAGCGCUGGGUUGGGUCUUCGUGAAGCACGGCAUGCUGCGUCCAGAAGAGAUGGUUCGCGUUGUUCAUUUUCUGUGUGGAAAGCCAGAGACUCCGGAAGAGGCGGCGCUUGACGCAGCCGAAGUUGAUGUCCACACGGCACACAUGACGGCAAUCAUCGAUCGCGAAGGGCAAUCCACCGUCGCCGCAGCAACAGCCGGGAUGUUUGACGGAGAGGUCGAAGGUGUUCUCGUGGAGGCACCGGCGGAGAGCCCCCUGCCGCCCCCCUCUCGCGGCACCGUUUCGCUGAAGAUGGAGCCUUUCGUCAUGCACGUGGAGUGUCGCACGAUGGAGGCGGCGAAGGCGCUCCUCUCCGCCGCCGUGAGCGACAGCGGCUACCGCAACAGCGGUGUGAUCCCGCCGGGUAGAAAAAUUAUGUGUGGCAUUCGCAGCACCGUCGGCCUCGGCCUCGACGUGCCGGUGGUGGUCCGUGGCGUGAACUACGUGGCGCAGCAGCGUGCCUACAUCUGGGCGUUGCUGAGGCUGGCGAAUGAGAAGAUGGAGGCGAACGAGAAGAAGAUUAAGCUGCUGGAGAAGAGCGUGGCCGUGCGGGUUGGAAGUCGGAAGUGA